Molecule: messenger RNA, 6228 nt
Organism: Balaenoptera acutorostrata (minke whale)
Lineage: Eukaryota; Metazoa; Chordata; Mammalia; Artiodactyla; Balaenopteridae
Gene: CDKL4
Product: cyclin dependent kinase like 4
Exons: 11
Coding region: 140-1252 (370 amino acids)
Biological process (GO): protein phosphorylation
Cellular component (GO): nucleus
Molecular function (GO): cyclin-dependent protein serine/threonine kinase activity; ATP binding
Source: RefSeq, a predicted model, not a curated record
GCGCUGCCUGCGCACUGCGCCCUGCGCUGGAGUCGGGCUGAAGGGGCUGCUCGAGACUGUGUCGCCGUCGCCCUGUCCGCGCCGUGCAACACUGUACUGCAAGUCAAUCAAUACAGUAACUUAAGUCACUUCGACUCAAAUGGAAAAGUAUGAAAAAUCAGCUAAGAUUGGAGAGGGGUCUUAUGGGGUUGUAUUCAAAUGCAGAAACAAAACCUCUGGACAAGUGGUAGCUAUUAAAAAAUUUGUGGAAUCCGAAGAUGAUCCUGUGGUUAAGAAAAUAGCUCUAAGAGAAAUACGCAUGUUGAAGCAAUUAAAACACCCAAAUCUUGUGAACCUCAUUGAGGUGUUCAGGAGAAAAAGGAAAAUGCAUUUAGUUUUUGAAUACUGUGAUCAUACACUUUUAAAUGAGCUGGAAAGAAACCCAAACGGACCUCACAUGUCUUGUCACUGGUGCCACACCUGCGUCACACACGGGCCAGCCCGCUGUUCUACAAGACCAGCUCCAUCUGCACGACUUGCUGAUGGAGUGAUCAAAAGUGUGUUAUGGCAAACACUUCAAGCUCUUAACUUCUGUCAUAGACAUAACUGUAUUCACAGAGGUGUAAAACCUGAAAAUAUUCUAAUAACUAAGCAAGGAAUAAUCAAGAUCUGUGACUUUGGGUUUGCACGAAUUCUGAUUCCAGGAGAUGCCUACACUGAUUAUAUCACUACAAGAUGGUACCGAGCUCCUGAACUUCUUGUGGGAGAUACCCACUAUGGUUCUUCAGUCGACGUAUGGGCUACCGGUUGCGUUUUUGCAGAGCUCCUGACAGGCCAGCCACUCUGGCCUGGAAAAUCAGAUGUGGACCAACUGUAUCUGAUAAUCAGAACACUGGGAAAACUAAUCCCAAGACAUCAAUCUAUCUUUAAAAGUAACCAAUUUUUCCAUGGCAUCAGUAUUCCUGAACCAGAAGAUAUGGAAACUCUUGAAGAAAAGUUCUCAGAUGUUCAUCCUGUGGCUUUGAAUUUCAUGAAGGAGUGUCUGAGGAUGAAUCCAGAUGACAGGUUAACCUGUGCCCAACUCCUGGAGAGCCCCUACUUUGAUCCUUUUCAAGAGGACCAAAUUAAAAGAAAAGCAUGUAAUGAAGGAAGAAACAGAAGAUGUCAGCAGAAUCAACUGUUGCCUCUCAUACCAGGAAGCCACAUCUCCCCCACACCUGAUGGAAGAAAACAAGUUCUCCAGUUAAAAUUCGAUCAUCUUCCAAACAUUUAGUUCUUUCAAGUGGAAAGUAAUUUAAUAGGUACACGUUGUUGUACCAGAGGAAUAGGGAUCCUCAGUGUUUCAAAUGCAAAUGAGCCGUAUGAAAAUUAAGAUGCUUUCUAGGAUUGUUUUGCUCGGAUCAUUACUGAUUCCUCUGCCCAUGCUUUUUACAUGCCAACUUUAUCUUUUAGAGCAUUUUCUUUAAAUGUUACAAAGUCUGAACCUGCACAUAUGGAGGAGACAUUUUCAAUUUCAUCAGAGCAGCCCCUCUUGAAGCAAUGUGUAUCGAGAAUUUGUGAGCUUAUACUUUGAUUUAUGAAAACGAUUUACAUUUAUCAUCUUGCUUCAGCUGACCACAUACUGUCUUAGAGAAGUAUCAAAUAGCUUGCCUAGCUGUUGUUUGUGUAAGGAAUGGCAUUAUGUUUCUGCAUUUUAAUUCACUCUCAUUGUAACCAGGUCUGUUGAGUAAUGCUGGUGUUUUAUUUUGUGUUUUUUUAUUGGUGUAGGAAGGGAACCUUGAAAUGUCAUCUAGGUUUAUCCCUUAAUUCCAGGGCAGACUCUACUUUCUCUGUCUCAUAAGACAUUGACAAUUCUAUUUUUAAAGCUAGCUAGAGAACAUGCCAUACAUUUACAUAGAAAAUAGUGGAUGAACUGCAAGGAAUUACCAUCCUCGUGACAUCAUGCCCUAGGAUAAUUGACUGCUGACUCUAUUGCUCUCCUUUGGUACAUCACGGUUCCUUAUCCUUUUCUCCUCCUGUCUAGAUCAUCUCAGUACCUAAAACUGUCCUCCUGGGUGUAUUUUCUACGUUGUCAACACUCUCUUCCAAACAUUUGCAUCCAUAGCCUCUAUAAACUUGUGCAGCCCUACACUCAGGCAUCAUGGUCAGGUCAAGUUUGUAAACACUUUUGAGAGCAGGAAGAUUAUCAUUCAGUUAACUUCAUUUUGUGUCUCUUAUCCAAAAAAGACACAGACAAACAGAACACCUCAAUAAGUGAGCUGAAUUUAUGUUGGGAUAUUUUCCCAAGUAAACUUGACACACACACACACAUACAUGCAUACAUAUAUGUAAAUAUAUGUUUAUAAUUAUAAAUUUUGAAGCAUCAUAGUAGAUGCCUUUUAUCCUGGACAUCUAAAAAUGAUACAGACUGUUUGAAAGUACUUUUAGUUUGCUAGCAAGGAGCUCAUGUAAAAUAAUAGCAUGAGGCUGUCUAUCAUCACUGUCUGGCAUAAAGGCACAAAAUAGUGAUGUCUCUAUCAAUAAAUAUUAAGAUUAUUUCAUUAAAUUUUUUCUGCUCUUGGGUCUAGCAUGCUUACCUGAACAUUGUCAGAUUUUGCAAAUACACAUAAUUCCAGAAAUUCCUUGUAUUUGGCACCAAGGCACCAAGCAUAAAUUGUUAGUAAGAAAACACAGUUCCACCUUACGUUCAUCUCUAAAAGUCUGUUGCACAUAUAAAUAUGGCUCUGUAAACUUCCAGAGAAUCUCAUUCAGUUACUUGGGUGCAUCUCUUUAUUAAGGAAUUAUGGCCUCUAAACAGUAGUUCCUUGCUCACUGGAAGGAUAUUUUAAGUGGGCUUAUUUAGCCAUUUAACGUACUCAGUGUGAAUGUAAGCUGCUAGGAUCUUCUUUAUUUUCAUCUUUUUAUCAGAAUGUGCCUCUUCAGAUUUUUAUGUUUCUUGCAUUUUUAAUAAGAUGAUACCAAAGGUGCAAGGACAAUAAGAAAUAAAAAAUAAAAGGCAACAUUGAUUAGAGAUUUCUUUUUAGCAUUCAUAGUGCUUUUAUCAUUGAAGCCUUCUUAUUGGCAAACCACGCAUUCUGCUCCAGCUCUCCUAAAUGUAUAUACACAUAGACACUAUAUAUAUAGGGUUGGCCAAAAGUCUGUUCGGGUUUUUCCGUAACAUCUUACGAAAAAACCAGAAGGAACUUUUUGGCCAACCCAGUAAAAAAAAAUAUAUAUAUAUAUACACACACGUACACAAACAUAUAUGCAGAAAUUAAGAAGACAGCACAAGACUCCAUUAUCCAUUUUAUAACUGUGCUUCAAACAACAGUGGAGUUUUGGGCAGGGGUUGGUAGGGUGACUGUCUUCCCUUCAUUUUUGCUUACAUUUAAGAAUCAAUUCAAACUAGCAUUUCUCUCUCAAUUUUUUUCCUUAGACAAAUCCAUCGUUUAGGUAUCACUGAGGAGUGGAGAGGGGAAAGCAUCUAAUGCUUAGAAAAAUGUUCGGAUGCAGUCAUAUUAGCUUGAAGAAAAGGAAUCUUCUGAUGACAUUUGCAUACUUAUCUCUCCCUGAGUGGCCCAGGCCCGGGAGCACUACAGCUGCCUGCAUCACUCAGGGGCACAUGUCUCAAAGUGAGACUCUUUUCGAAGUGCGUAUUUCUCACCUCCGUACUUCACAAAUUCCCUCGCAUUUCUCAGCCACAUGGAAGACAGUUGCACUUGUGCCCAAAUUAAGUAAUGACUUUUGUAAAAGUUAUCCUCAGCAAAUAGGCUUGCCCCAGGCUCUGCGCAGAGGCUCACGCGAUUCUAUAACCAUGCAUUUCCUUUUACAGUCUUGCACAGUUUCUGGCUUACCUGGGACUUGUCUCACCCGUGCCAGCUUCCAGGCUCUUUAAUUUAUUUAUAGAGCUCUUUCCCGGUGCUGUCCAAAUACUACACUGUCAUGGUGAGUGACGCCACCUAAAUACUCCUUUUCUCCACCUCAGUGUGACCUCUUGGCUCCCUGGUUUCCUCAGACUUUCCACACACGUGUACGUGGGAAUCUCUAAGCUGCUGGCUGGCUUGCUUUCUUUUCUUUUCUUUCUUUCUUUCUUUCUUUCUUUCUUUCUUUCUUUCUUUCUUCCUUCCUUCCUUCCUUCCUUCCUUCCUUCCUUCCCUCCCUCCCUUCUUUCUUUCUUCUUUCCUUUCUUUCUUUCACAGAGCACUUUACAGAGAAUUAAAACUGCAGACCUUACUUACUCUUAGUGCUCCUGCUUCUUCGGGGGAGAAGGAAGUGCGCCGUAGAAAGGACAUUUGAUUCAGCUUGUGUCAGCCCCGUAGGCCUAUUUGCUCGGACUCUGUCUUUGGUCUCCGUUUCAGUCCUGGUGAUAUCUGAAUGUGAUUGUUCUGACUUGCUGCAAUCACGAAGCCCUUGAGGGGUCACUUUCUGAAGAUUAUUUUAACUAGACUGAAUCAUUAAAAAGUGGUGUUCAAGAGGCAACUGUUGAAUGCUUUGGAUUAGGGAGAUGAUUGAGUAAAGGGUAACAACAAAGCUCCCAAGCAGGGAAUGAAGAGGUGAUCAGGGAGAUUGUCCCUCUUCUCAGGUAGCUCUCUCACUGUUCUUUAGUGCUCUUGCAGGUUCCCCAAAAUACAAGACGUAAGAAAAUUAAUAUGUUAUUUUUAAUAAGAUGAAAACAUUUUCAAUUCUGAAGAUGUUGUAUGGUCCUUUAGCAUCCUUGCCACAGAAUUGCAAUUUUUCAAAAAGAUACUUUCUUAGUCAUUUGUCACCACCAGGGUUUCCAAUCCUGGUCUUGGAACAACCUGAACAGCACAGAGUUCUCCGAAAGAAAAAAAAUAUUUUUUUUAAUUGAAACAUACUACCAGAAGAGGAAUGAUCCUAAAAUUCUACAAACAGUAAAAUCUUGAAAAAAUUGAGGUGUCAGUAUCAGGUAUUAGCUAAAUCACAAAUAUGCCAAUUUCUAAUGCACAUAGUUAAGACAAAGAUAAAAUGCCACUCACAAGUUAAAGUAAUAUUCUGGGUUUGUGUGUGUAUUUGUUUUCUACUGGAAUCGUUAACAACUUCAUUCUUGUUUUAACAGAAGACUGAAAGUCUUUAAGAGUGAUAGUUUAGAGAAUAAUAGAAAUAUCAUUUGGUCUGCGAGUUAGGCCACUGGGUUCUAGACCUGGCUUGCAGCUCUCUGUGUAGCCUUGUCACAACAUGUAACUUUAUUUUGCCUUCAUUUUCUCAUUUGUAAAAUAAGAGAGUGGAUAAACGAGGUGAUUUUUUAGGCUCCCCUUCAGCUCUAAACUUCUAUGAUUCUCUGUAGCACAUGGUGUUUGCGUCCUGGAUAUAUCUCCCACUAGAAGAGGCUUUCUAGAGAUUGUUUAACAAUAUCAAGAUAAAUUUUGCUGUUUAUGAUCUAGCCAGGAGCAAGGAGAUUCUCUCCCUGUCUCUCUCUCUCUUGCCUGCUUUCUUUCAUAUUCACACAAACACACACACAACACCCCCUGCUAGUUCUAUCAAGUCAAUAGCAGUUUACAGACAACCACCUAACAGAGGUUAAAUUUUAUAAACGAAAGUGGAUUUUAAAGCUAAUUAUCACUGGAUUUUAAUUAAUGUAAAUCAAACAGGUAUGCUUUCAAAAUGCAGACUAAUAUGUAAUCACUCUUUGCUGUUUUAAUCUAACUCUAAUUAGCUUGGAAAUGACAUAUGCUGUGAAAUACUAAUUUAAGAUAACCAUUAAGGCAAAGAACAUUCUGUACAUUUCUAACUUCAGUAAAACUUUUAGUAGUUUCAGUAAAUGAUAACUUAAUGGAAUUCUACAAAUAGAUCUGAAUUAUAUCUUUUUUAUAUUUCAGCAACAGGGACACAGGCUCAGUCAACCUUAUACUUAACUUAUUGUUUAAAGCUUAUAAUCAAGCCAAGAAUUGGUUAUCCUAUUUAACAGGAAUAUAAAUGACUUCUAUUUAUAAAGUUAAAAUUCUUCUUUUCUGUUGUGAACACUAGUCACUGACUGUAUCUCUAAGUAUUGUUAUAUUGAAGAUGUUGUAUGUCUACUUAAGAUUUUAGAGCAUAUUUGUAUAAAAACAUGUCCAUUUCAAAUCACAUGAAAUUAUAACUAUAUUUCAAUUAGCACUGAUAAUUAGCAUAAUGGCAAUUUAUACUCCUAGAAACAAUUCACUACAAAGCAGUUUUAGCUAUAUUAUGUUACAUAUACAUAAUAUUUUAAAAAUUUUUCUUAAGAUACUUGGAAAACCUAAGGAUGGGAUUAAAUACUUAGGUGACUUUAUG